Molecule: messenger RNA, 2023 nt
Organism: Closterium sp. NIES-67
Lineage: Eukaryota; Viridiplantae; Streptophyta; Zygnematophyceae; Desmidiales; Closteriaceae
Source: the annotation of a GenBank genome assembly
GUCAUAUGCAUCCAGAACCAGGAUCACACAGCCAACCGCAGCCACAUUCCUCCCAGCAGUCAGGAGAUCAGGACCGAGAGUGCGGCGAAAAUAAGAGUGACGAUCAGGAGGGCUGAUGCGAUGGAGCUGAACUUUCAAGAUGUGCUUCCCUUAUCCUAAAAUAGCUCUCUGGUGAAUCCUUGUACUGCAAAUAUUACAACUGUAUCGUUACAUCCUCGCCGUCAGCUGCUCCUCAUAGAGGCAUGUCGCUCGCCGCAACCGCGAACUGUGCCAUGCCUACUAUUUCCAUGAGUGCGACCCGCAUUGUGGUUUCUCGACCAACGAGUCGCCGGAGUUGCGUUUCCGAGUUUACGGGACGGCCCGUGGCGGCGAAUGUGUGCCCGACAGGCCGUUCACCCUUACAUAGCAACUUCUUUCCUCGGCCAAUCUCCUUCUCCCGCCAACCACACGUCGUCGCGUCCACGUCAGCCUCCUCCACGUCAGCCUCUGCCACGUCAUCGUCCGCCAUGACUUCCAGCGCCACUGACCCCGUCCCCGCAUCCGACUGCGCCGAGGAAGCGUCCGUCCGGCAGAUGAGUCCGGAGGAGCACUGGUGGUGGGGCGCGUCGAAGGGCCGCAUGGGCAACUGGCACGGGCAAUGGCGCACGUGGAAGCCGUUCCAGUCACGCGACGCCAUCCGAUCCGUGAAAUCCGUGCGGAAAUUGUGGGCCACGUCACCCGACCUGAGCAGCUACGCUCAUAUGAACGACUGGUACGACCUUGAGGGCGAGGCCCCCAAGCAGGCGCCCAGGGUGGGCGUGCAGUGGGACCUGUCCCUGGCGGAGCACAGCCUGCCAGACGGGAUCUGCCACGUGGCAAACAGCAACGCGCGCCGCUACGUGGUCAGCAGGGAGGGGGACGGCAUAUGGGGCCCUCUCGACGUGGCUGAUGGGGCAGGCGGGAUCAAGCCGCCUCUCAUGGUCGAGUUCUUCUUCUCACACACCGACACGGCUCGUCUCGGCAGCAGUGUGGUGUUUGAGCCAGACGGUGCGUUGGCAGCCUCAGUCGUUGUGGAGGAGUCGCUAGACACCAACGACCGCCGCCCGCAAGACUGGGUCUCACCCAUGUGGGGCCCGGGCGUCACUUCAUCCCAACUGCCCGACCACCUGCCGCCCGUUCCAGCGCUAGAUGACAAGACGAUGCUGGGAACGCGCACCAUUCUGACGCGCAACCUGAUGGUCCAGGAGAGGGAGAACGUGUCCUGGGCAGAGGAGUGGAGCACCAACAGUGCUGUGGCUGCUGCCACCGUAUCAGCUGCUGCUGCUGCUGCUGCUGCUGCUGCGGAACCUGAUCCAGCAGGAGAAGCUGCUGCUGGCAGCAGCAACGCUGGCCUGUCUGCAGUAGAGGUGGCAGCAGCGGCAGUUGGGUUUAUGGGGCGGGUGCCAGAGGGCGACGAGCACCUGUACGCAGUCUUCGCUCUGCCCCAGGGGGUGGUGAUGUGUGCUCCGCGCUCGCUGCCGCUCGUGGCGGGGAGGCAGUUUGUGCUGUCGGCGUCGUGGGUGGUGGGAGCGGGCGAGGUGAAGCGGAUCACUGCCUCCUGGGGGGCGGAUGGAGGCUUUGCGCAGGUGGAGGGGGAGUGCUACAGAAGAGUAUGAAGGGGGCAACUGCAGAUGCAGCUGGUGGAAGGGAGGUGGCGUGUGCUGUCGGCGUCGUGGGUGGUGGGAGCGGGCGAGGCGAAGCGGAUUACUGCUGCGUGGGGGGCUGAUGGGGCCUUGGAGCAAGUGGAGGGGGAGUGCUACAGGAGAGUAUGAUGGGGGUUUGAGCUGGUUGUAGGGGCAUGGUGCAGGAGAAGGAUGAAAAACGCUGGGAUGGGUGGUGGUGUGCACACUCUGGUCGCUGCAGCUGGUGGCUAGGAGAAGUUGCGCGUCGGCAGCGUCACGCGUGCUUCAUGGAUGCUUCAUGGGUGCUGGGAGUAGAUAGAUGUGGUCAAUUCGGUUACUGGGGAAGAAGCUGUGCUUCCGCUACAUACAUGACAACUUGAUUU